This is a messenger RNA of Ylistrum balloti, 3237 nucleotides long. RefSeq lists its product as uncharacterized. The transcript has a single exon. The coding region runs from base 12 to 1610 and encodes 532 amino acids. NCBI's taxonomy places the organism in Eukaryota, Metazoa, Mollusca, Bivalvia, Pectinida, Pectinidae. The record is from RefSeq and is a predicted model, not a curated record.
ACCAUGAUCCUAUGACAGCUUCUACCCCAAUAUGUGUUGAGGCUUUACAUUCCAAACUUCAAGGACACCCUGAUCAGCAAUUUGUUAAUAAGUUAAUUCAUGGUCUAACUCACGGCUUUGACACUGGUCUACAACACCUUCCUAUUAACUCCAUAGUGUGUAAAAACUUGAGGUCAGCUAUCAGUGACCCAGGAAGUGUUUCAGAGUUGUUGGAGAAAGAACUAAAUAAAGGAUACUUAAUAGGUCCUUUUGACAAUAUUCCCUAUUCCAGGUACCGCAUCAACCCGUUAGGCUUAGCUGAACAUAAAUAUUCGAAGAAAAAGCGUUUAAUUGUUGAUUUAUCCGCUCCACAUCAAGACACAAACAAUCCUAGCCUAAAUAGUCUAAUUGAUAAAUUAACUUGCUCGCUGAAGUAUGUUACAGUAGAUGAUGCUAUACAUCUUAUUAAGCGCUGUGGCCUCGAUGCAUGGCUAAUGAAGACCGAUAUCACUGAUGCCUUCAAGCUGAUACCAAUUGAUCCCGUUUUGUGGCCUUACCACGGCGUCAAGUGGAACAACAAAUAUUAUUUCUUUACGCGCCUCGUAUUUGGAUGUCGUUCAAGCCCAAAAAUUUUCGAUAGCCUUUCUCGGGCAGUUUGUUGGAUAGCUAAGAACAAGUACAAUAUUCGUAACAUUCUUCACUUGCUAGAUGAUUUCAUAGUUAUUGAACCAGCUUAUGUCAAUGCAUCUCUUACUAUGGAACGUUUUAUGUCUAUGUUCAAGGAAUUAGGCAUCCCUGUAGGUGCGCAUAAAACUGUAGGCCCUUGUACAUCACUCGAAUACCUUGGUGUGUCCCUAGACUCUCAUCUGAGGGAAUGUCGUCUUCCACGUGAAAAAGUGGAAAGAAUUAUUGAGUUUUUGGAUUCUUUCAAGAGAAAAAAGUCUUGUACCAAACGCGAGUUGCUCAGCUUGCUAGGUCACAUGAACUUUGCCGGUCGGUGUAUUAGACCGGGGCGUUCUUUUGUCUCUCAUCUCAUAUCGCUUUCUACUACAGUGCGCGAGCUACAUCAUCAUGUGAAAAUCAGCAAUGAGUGUCGAUCAGACCUUUACAUGUGGUCGUUCUUUUUGAAGAAUUGGAAUGGCAAAUCCUUUUUUCUGGAUGAUCAUAUCACAUCAGCAGCUGACCUCCAUCUUUUUACCGAUGCUACAUCUGAAUCUUUCGGGGGAAUCUACCUUAACCAGUGGUUUCAAGGUUUUUUUCCUAGUGAACUUAAAGCCAUGGACACAUCUAUGGCCCUCUUUGAGCUAUACCCUAUUGUUAUGGCUUGUGUGUUGUGGGGUCACCAGUGGCAUAAAAAACGUAUUCUUUUUCAUUGUGAUAAUUUAGCUACGGUAGACAUAAUCUGCAAAGGGAGAUCCAAAGUGUCCAGCAUUAUGUGUCUUAUGCGAAAACUUACAUACUAUUCUGCCGUGCAUAACUUUGUGAUUCAUGCAGUCCAUAUACCUGGUAAGCAAAACAACAUUGCAGACGCCAUCUCUCGUUUUCAGAUGUGCAAAUUCAGACAGCUGGCACCUCAAGCAGAUGUACUACCAAUUCCAUGUCUGCCUAUGGCCUCAUUGAUGAUGAGCUGAAUACAGCGGUUGAUAGUUUAUGGAACCAUGCCCUUAGUGAGAAGACUCUGGCUACUUACAAGUCCGGUUUGAACUGUUUUGUGACAUUUCUGGUUAUGAGGGGAAUUGCAUGUGCUGCUAAUUCCCUUCCCAUUGUUGAUGAAGAUUUACUUAUAUUUUUUGUGACAUACUGCCAGGAAGCUUUAUGCUUGAAGUUCGACACUAUUAAACUCUAUUUAGCUGGCAUAAGGUUUCAUUACAUCAAGUUAAACUUGGGGGACCCUCUCGCAAACACCAUGCGGUUAAAUUACAUCUUGCGGGGCAUUAAAAGAACUCAGGUUAAUUUUUCCAAUAAGCGAUUGCCUAUAACCUUUAAGUUGCUUAAUCAUAUGUGUAUAACUAUUUCUAGUAGUCAAGGAUUGUUUGAACCAUUUGUCAAAAAAAUGCUAUGCUGUAUUUUUCAAACAGCUUUUUAUGGUUUUUUGAGAUGUGGAGAAUUUACCUGUAGGAAACUCGGUGACCAAUCAUACCUUCGUCUUAGUGAUGUCCAUGUUCUACCAGAUAAGUCCAGUUUCAUUUUGUAUUUACGUUCUUCAAAAAUGGAUCCUUUUGGUAAAGGCGUUCACAUAAGAAUUUUUGAUAAUGAGGUUUUACAUCCUGUGUUGACUAUGGUAAAUUAUUUAAAGGUCAGACAUUCUCUCGGGGCAACUCCUACUUGCCCUUUGUUCAUCGAGGACUUAUUUAAGUCCAAGCCUUUAAUGCGUCAUACCUUUAUUUCUUACCUUAAAGCCUGCCUGUCCCUCAUAGGUGUGAAUAGUAAAGAUUUCAACGGUCAUUCUUUCAGAAUUGGUGCCGCCACUUCUGCAGCAGCGGCCGGAGUCCAAGACCAUGUUAUUAAAGUCUUGGGACGAUGGUCAUCAGAUUGUUUUAUUCGGUACAUUCAUACUAAUCCAGCCACUUUACAGUCGGCUCAACUCAAUAUGACUGUUUCUUAACCUUUAUCCCUUAUCAAUUGGGGGCUCUCGCUCGUAAGCUCAUUUACUCGCUCAUUUUUGGCUUUUAAAUUCCGGAGGAAUUUCAUCCCCCAAUUUUAAAAUCUCCUUUUAUUUUUAGCUUGUUUCAUACAUGUCAUUCAAAAAAUUUUAAUAUAUUAGAUGUGUGUAAAUUGGGGUCAAACUUCUUAACAGGGUCCUUUCAUGAGUCAAGUCACUGCUCUGUAACGGUUCAGAGUCCAGAGUCUUCUCAUUGGUUACCUUGGAGUCAAGUUUGUCCUAGUAUUAUACUAGCUGCUCUGUGAGUCAGUGUCAGAGUCAAGUCACUUCUCUAGAACCGUCAGAGUCUCUUAGAGUCAAGUACUUCUCUAUACUCUUACAGAGUCUAGUCCUAUCAUUCCUGGCUUCUCUGGCAUCAGCGAGUCAAGUUGCUUCUCUGUUCAUCAGAGUCAAGUGAUUUCUCCUGUUCCGGAGUCAAGCACAGUUCACUUUACUUCGCUUCUCUGAUUCACAGAGUCAAGCUUGUCGCAAGUAAGUUUUCAAUAGUUUGCUUAUGAGUGAGUAGCCCCCGUUACGCCAAAGAGAUAGUUACGCCCAAGAAAUUGUUUUGGCUACAGAAGACUUCUCAACAUUAUUAAUAAACAGCUUUAUUAGUA